AUGUCGUCCGAUAUCGACAUCAUUGAAAUGGUUGAUGAUAUACCUCGGCCAGUUGUUUGUAGUAAAGAGCCAAUUGUUAUCCGCGGUGUUGGGCAUGUAACGAUGUUUGGUCUAAGCUCAAGAUUUGAUACCGAAUUCCCAUCUGUGUUAACAGGACGAUUAGCUCCAGAAGAACUAGCUAAUACAAUGAAACGAGUUAAUGGUGUGCUUGCGAAAAAUAUGUCAGGCAAUAUUCGUUGGCUUGUUUGCGGCUUGCUUUUUUGCUGUUGUACAGUUGGUUGUUCAUUAUGGCCCGUUGUUUGUCUAAACAAGCGUACUGUUCAUGCUCUGGAAAAGUUAUUGGAUCAUGAAAACCAAGCACUGUAUAAUAAAUUGGGGUUACAUUGGCGGUUACUGAGACGACCGGUUGAUAUUAGCUAUACUAUGACGGAAUAUGUUUUAAUUAUAGAAAUUCUUCCGAAAACUCCUCUUCUGUUACCGGAUUAA
Messenger RNA from Thelazia callipaeda (thelaziosis nematode), 486 nucleotides. The record is from the annotation of a GenBank genome assembly. Lineage: Eukaryota; Metazoa; Nematoda; Chromadorea; Rhabditida; Thelaziidae.